GAGAUUUAAGCGUAAUCAGUAUUCAAUGCUCAAUCACAGCUCAAAUGACGCGUAGUGAUUAAAUAACCAUGCCGAAUUUCUGCUCUCCGGAAAUCCCCUUGAAUCAGUCGUCUGCUAGCCCCUUCAUUGUGCGCAAUGAUUUCGCGUGCCGCCUUUCUUACUGCUCUUCUCAUGCUGAUCUGUGCCAGCCAUGUGGCAUUGGAGUUGAGCAUAACAGUUCCGGGCACAAAGUGGUGCGGACCCGGGAACAUAGCAGCCAACUACGAUGACCUGGGCACUGAGCGAGAGGUGGACAUGUGUUGCCGGGCGCACGACAACUGUGGGGAAAAGAUUCCGCCGCUGGAGGAAGCCUUCGGACUGAAAAACGACGGAAUUUUUCCCAUUUUCUCGUGUUCCUGCGAGGCUGCCUUCCGAAGCUGUCUCACCGCUCUGCGAAACGGCCACUCCCUGGCUCUUGGCAAAAUCUACUUCAACACCAAGGAUGUAUGCUUCGGCUACGGACAUCCCAUCAUUGACUGUCAGGAGCGGCAGGCCGACUUGUUCGAGACUCGAUGUGUCAGCUACAGAGUGGACGAGGGUCAGCCGCAGUGCUGGCAGUUCUACGACUUGGCCUUCUACACACACGUGAGCGGCAGCGCGGAGGACUCCUGAGAUUGAACUUCGACGUCCAGC
Molecule: messenger RNA, 672 nt
Organism: Drosophila santomea
Lineage: Eukaryota; Metazoa; Arthropoda; Insecta; Diptera; Drosophilidae
Product: phospholipase A2 large subunit
Exons: 2
Coding region: 136-651 (171 amino acids)
Biological process (GO): phospholipid metabolic process; arachidonate secretion
Source: RefSeq, a predicted model, not a curated record